This is a messenger RNA of Danio rerio (zebrafish), 5026 nucleotides long. Lineage: Eukaryota; Metazoa; Chordata; Actinopteri; Cypriniformes; Danionidae. The record is from RefSeq and is a predicted model, not a curated record.
CGUGCACACUCUGCGUGAGCGCGCAUCACUUCCUGUGCAUGCAGCGCUUUCAACUCCGACAGGACAAGCGAGAGUCGACGAACUCGUACGAAAACACAGGAGUAACGGAAUAUCUGACCGAAUACUCCACCAAACUGUCCCGGGCUGGUCAGACACUUGACUCCUGUCAUUGGACCAGCUGGCAUUGGACGAGGUGUCGGACCCUCCCCCUGCAUGGCAGCAAAAUGACACAAUAGCUGGGGGUGUUCAAUAUCAUCCCUCCCCCCCUCUCUUUGUUUCCCCCUCCUACAUAUUCAAGAUACUCAGAUACAUAUUGACUAUCUUACACCAACACGUUAUAAAACAAUACCCUGGGAUACCUCUGUGGCCCCACACUUUGUAGGGGCCAUGAGACUUUUCCAGGACUGCUGCUGCUAAGGACUAUCUGGGAACAAAACAAUCCGUUUCCUUCCAGCGACUGGACACAUCCUCCCAGUUCCAACGUCUAGAGCUAGACGGAAGCUCGGUUGAUCAUUAAGUCAUGAAAACACCAGAGGACCAUUGGGAGUUUCCAUUCAGAGUUGAAUAUUAACAGGCUGAAAGACUGCAAAGUUAAAUCAAACUGCAGCACAUAUCUGAAAAUAUCUUUUAGAAAAACGAUACCUCUCCUUAGCAGAUUCAUCCACAUCUGAAGUGCCUUGUGCUUCAUCAAACUUGUUUACAUCUAUUCCACAUAUCUAAUCCGUUCGCCAAUCCUUGAAAAUAGACCUAUUGUUUACAUCUCUACGCCUUACAGCUUUUCAAACCAUAUCUUUUCCAUUGGUGUCUUCUGUUUGGGUGCAUAAGAGUCGCUGUCUCGUAUAUCAGAGAUACAAGGAAUGAGAUCACCAAUAGAGUUCAGUUCCUCAAAUUCAUCCAAACUUAAAUCACUCUCAUUUGACUCUCAGUGGUGCACUACUAGCUUGAGUGUCAUCAUGUUCACGCUGCAAACCAAAUGGCGUUACUUGAUCAUGUUUUUAGGCGUCCAGUUAGUGGUCAUGGCUCUUCUGUCAAGAGAAGGCUAUCAGAAAAGAGUGUCGUAUUUUUUCCGGAUAUUCCGAAAGCCGGAUUCUUCGGCAGGAAGCAUGAUUGGGGGACGCAACCAUACAGAUGUCUACGCCAACCUUUCCCGGUUAGGCCCUCCUAUUAAUAGAGAUGACAUGCCCUACUGCCCCAAGCAAUCUCCACACCUAGUUGGACCAAUUCAUGUCACUUUCCCUUCCGGGCUCACACUUGCCGAUGUGGAGAGGAAGAACCCACUUGUUGUCCGUGGAGGUCGCUAUAGGCCGCCCAACUGUGAGGCUCGCCACCGCACCGCAAUAAUCAUUCCUCACAGAAGCCGGGAGCACCAUCUCAAGUUCCUCCUCUACUAUCUGCACCCCUUCCUACAGCGCCAGCAGCUCAACUAUGGCAUCUAUAUCAUUCACCAGGCUGGUAAUUACACCUUUAACCGAGCGAAGCUGAUGAACGUGGGCUUUCGUGAGGCCAUGAGGGAUGAGGACUGGGACUGUCUCUUCUUUCAUGACGUGGACCUCAUUCCAGAGGACGACCGCAACACCUACAUCUGCGACGCUCACCCUAAACACGCUGCCAUCGCCAUGGACAAAUUUGGCUACAAGUUGCCUUAUAAGAUGUAUUUUGGUGGAGUGUCGGCUCUGAGUCCUGAUCAAUACCUCAAGAUGAACGGCUUCCCGAAUAAUUACUGGGGCUGGGGUGGAGAAGAUGACGACAUUGGCGUCCGGGUUUCGCUUGGAGGAAUGGUGAUCAGCCGACCAUCCAUCAACGUGGGUCGAUAUAAGAUGAUCAAACACAAGCACGACAAAGGCAAUGAAGUGAAUCCCAAAAGGUUUAACAUGUUGGCCAAGACCCGUCAUACGUGGAAAGAAGACGGCAUGAAUACAGUGGAGUAUGAGAUCAUAUCCCGGGAUUACCAACCCCUCUACGCCAACAUCACAGUCAACAUCGGCACAGAGGCAGGCCUGCACCCGACCAAAAAUAAACCAGCUUCCUAACCAUCUCCCAGAAUUCAUGCCCAUCCCCUAAUGCUGACCACUCUCCCACAAUGCACAUGGCCAGUGAAUCCACAGGACGCCUUUACCGCACCACAGACCUUCAGUUUCCUCUGGUGCCAUCUAGUGGUCUCACGAUUCUUGUUUCUUUCUCUUCCUCCAAAGUUUCAUCCUGUGCUCACUGGUUCACUUUAUUAGUCAGGACGCUGCAGAAACUGGGGAUCGCUCUGCAGGGAGAGGAUGCGUUUUCCUGACGGACAAACUCCUCGUGCGUCCUCCGUGCCCCAUCGGCACCAUUUAUAAACCUCCGUUGCCUUAGAAUCAAGCUGCACUCGCUCCUUACAUUUCUUUCAUGACUAUUGAAGCGUCAUGGUUGAUGUUUCUGGCCGACUUUUAGGAGAGAACCAUGUUAGUUUUUCUGCCACACGAAUGAAAUAGUGAAGCAGGCCGAUGUGCUGCAUACGCAAACAUUGUUUGCUGCACUACUCUGUGAGUCAGUUGCAUUUUCUGUGCGGUAAAUUAGUGCUUUUGAUUACGUACUGUAUUGUUUUCCUGAUGGGUGAAGUAAUGGAUAUAUAUUCCAUUUUUGAGCAAAUCCGUCAGAAUUGGCCUCUUUGGUAGUAAUAACCACUCUACUUGUACUGAGUUUCUCAUCACUUUUUUUUUUUUUCAUUCCCGAAUUGCCUUUUGGUUGGCUGAGUAAUAAUAUUAGCUUUUAUAAUCAACACGUUGCCUCUCGUUUUCAUGAUUUAUUCGACACGUUAUAUUUUGUCUGCAUGAGUUUUGUUUUAUUGCUUGCGAUUGGCUGGUUGUGUGCGGUUCUGUCGUUUGCUUUGGAUUAGGAGUGGAGUUGUUGAAUGUAGCCCUUUUCUUUCUUUACGGUGAGGAAAUGUCAUAUCAGCACAGAGAGCAUCGUGUUGUGGUCGUUGAGUUCAGUCUUCAGGUUUUUUUGUCUCAUUCUCAUUUGAGUCCAGCAUUUUUUUACUAAAAAUUAAGAGCCACUUGCACUCAUUAUUUGAAGUUUAUAUCUCAGUAAAGUUGAAUUCAGUAUAAAAAUUCGAUUAAAUAGUUACUAUAAAAUUAUUGUUAAUGUUAAAAAAGUACUUUUUUGCCAUUUUUACAUGAAUAGUUAUGUAGAAUCAAAUGCAGUAACAUUUGUAAAACCGGCAUUUUACCAUUAAACCAUAAAUUACUGAAAUUAUUAUAUACAUUUAUAAACCAUAUUCACACACAGUUUUGCAGUGAAUCAAAGUGAACGUUCACAAAAAAUUAAAUAUAUUAAAAUUGUGCUGUUAAAUUUGAUUUGUCGCAUUCAAAUGCAUUGCUAUAAAACCCAUUUUAUGUGAAGUGGUGAAACAAAUAGUGCGCUAACAUUUGGAAUAUUGUUAAAUGCGGCAGUAUUGUACAUUAUCUGUGCAAGCAUGCAUAAUUUAGUAUGAUUGAUACAAAAUGCUGCUUUGAGAUAUGAAUUGCUGCUUGAACUGCUUGAAUAUUUGUAAAUUUGUUCUUGCAUAAAUUGGUUGAAUGAAUCGAAAGAACUCGCGUAAAAUACUCCGCCUCAUUUCAGUUAACGCAUUAAACGUUAUUUUCAUAAAGCUUGAUGAAAAGUGUAGCAUUAAAGGGAUAGUUCACCAAAAAAUUAAAACUGUCAUUAUUUACUAAUUCUUGACCUCCAAACCUGUUUGACAUUCUUUGUCAAAUAUUCAACAAAUACUAUGGGAGUUAAUAGUUACUGGUUUCCAACAUUCUUCAAAAUAUCUUCUUUAGGGCUCAGCAGAACAAAAUACGAACUGGUUUGUAAUAAUUCAAGUAUGAGACAUAAUUAAGUUGGAUGAACUGUCCUUUUAAAUGCACCAAUAUCCUUCAACUUUUUACAAUACCUCUCAUCUGAAAUCAUUGCUUAAACCAUGCUUUGCAUAAAUCAUUUACAUUUUUACAAAUGUGCAAACAAUUAUAAAACCAUUUACCACUCUACCACUCUAAGAAUUGCACAUAUUGGGAUAAAUCAAACCAUUUAAUGCAACUUGUACAUUGGAGUGAUUUGAAAUAGUUGACAUGUUGUAAAGGAAUUGAGUAUAUUCUCAAAUGUACUUUUACAAUUGAGCAGUUGACCGAUAUUGAUGACAAACGAAUACAAAUGCAUUACUUUAAAUUAGCUAACAAUUUCCUUAUAUUGAAAAUGCAUCGUCCCCAUCUGAAUGUCCCACAGUUUCAUAGUGAAACAGACUCUUGAUGGUCCGGCUACCAAAAAACACGACUGUUUCAGACGGAUCUGUGCAUGCGUGAGGUGAAUGAAAGCAAACGUGCGUCUCGGAUUUGUGUUUGUGAGACUGAUAAAUCUCAACGUUUUUCAGAAGCUGCUGAUUUCUGGGUGAAUGUGAAAGGUGGAGGUUUUAAUCUCUUUAAUAUGUUUGCCGUGUUUGGAGAUUUUAAGUGCUUGUUUGAAUGAAAAAAAAAAUGGUGUUGGGUUAUUGAGGCAGAGAUACCAAAAAUAAUCAUAUCAUAUUUUUUUAAGCAUGCUUUCUUUUUUUCCCCCGUUUUGCUUAAAAGUCUUUUUUUUUAAUGCAGAGAUGUUGGUGGUCAUCUAUGGUCAGGCCAUUUAAACCUGUCCAUAUAUUACACCAGUCUGUGUUGUCAUAGAAAAAUCACCAGUGUGUAUUUUUUGACUUGAUUUUUAGCUGUAAUUGGUGACUGGAAAUGUUUAUGCUUCACCUUUGAGAAUUUAUAUUUGAUAAUUAUCCCGAUCGCCAUCAUAGAAGGUACUACUUUUUUGCGCUGUUCAGCCACGAAUGCUAUAGUUUGAUAUGUAGAGAUGAUGGGCUGCACACUACUCAGGUGGGAUGAUGAUCAGACGUUUCUAAAUGUGCCUUAUUGGGCGUCCGUAAUCUCAAGUUCUUCGGUGGGCAGUGCUCUCGGUGCGGGGCAUUCGAUUUUCUUUCUGAAGUCUGCACACUACUCAGCGGCCUUAUGAUGAUUUAAUAAAAACAAACGUUAAUGUA